Pipistrellus kuhlii (Kuhl's pipistrelle) is the source of this 605-nucleotide messenger RNA. Its product is annotated as apolipoprotein L6-like. Gene Ontology annotation, cellular component: extracellular region; membrane. The record is from RefSeq and is a predicted model, not a curated record. Gene Ontology annotation, biological process: lipid transport; lipoprotein metabolic process. The transcript has 3 exons. Bases 44 to 361 code for a protein of 105 amino acids. Lineage: Eukaryota; Metazoa; Chordata; Mammalia; Chiroptera; Vespertilionidae. Gene Ontology annotation, molecular function: lipid binding.
GACCAAGAUUGUGAGGAGGGCCUUCAGAGGCACCCCGCUGGCGAUGGGGACUAAAGCUCUCUUGAAGCACGGCGCCUUGGCUGGCCUCUUCCUCGGCAUGGACAUGAGCAGCCUCGAGAAGGACUGGAAGCAGCUGAAGGAGGGAGCCAAGACCGAGGAGGCAGACCAGCUGAGGGCCCAGGCUGAGGAGUGGGAGAGAAAGCUGGCAGUACUCACCCAGCUCUAUGAACACCUGCAGGAAAGAAGCCUUAGGAACUCAUCUUCCAAGGAAGAGGAAGCCGGUACGACUCUGUCUCAGCCCCCAGCCAAGCUAGGGGAAGCAGGCCCCCAGGUCACAGCAACCGCAGCAAUCGCUGGAUAAGAUCCUUUGUCUGCGCACAGAAGGACUGGAACCUGCUCCACCAGAUUCCAUCGGGAAGGGAGAGGCCCUGUUCUCCCCAAGACUAUCCCCCCGACCCCCACCCGUGUUCCAGGCCUCCUUCUGACCUCCUUCAGAACUGUGUGCACCUUCCUGCCUUCCCCGCUCACCUACCUUACACUACCUUGUUAGCUGCUGUCUUGAAAGCAGUGCAUUGCCAUUAAAUACACUUUUUUUUUUUUUUUUA